ACUAUAAAGUUAUGACGUCAGACAAGUCCAACCUUGCGGGAAGGGGAGAAAGUGACGCCACUGUUAAUACAACACUAAUGCCAGGCUGGCCACCUAAACGCCUCUAACGUUAUAUGAGCAUGAUGGGGGAGCACAUCCCUCAGAGGGCUGGGGGUACCCCUGAGGACAGGCAGCAAGGCCCUGAGGACUCAGACGAUGAGGUGGAUGGUGGCCAGCUAUGGGAUACCCAGCACCAGGUGGGGUAUCUAGGUCUGGAAGGAGAAUUUGGGGGAGAGCUGUCCCCCCAACCAUCAUCAAGUGCUGAGUGUGAACAUCGCGUGAGUCCCUUAGACCCGAACCUGUCAUCUGCUGCACGAUACUCUCCACCUCCACCUUACAGCUCACCGGUGACUGGCAUAGAAGCCUCUUUAGAUCACCCUGAUUCUCCUAUGGAAGAUUUGUCUCAUAGCAGCUCCUUGCCUAUCAUUCCCACUGGUGUCAGUAGCAGCAUAUCAAGUGCUACAGGGAGCCUGGUCCACUCCGAAUCUCACAGGUUACCGAUGCCACACUCCUCUGCACGUCAGAUCUCAGGCAGUAGGACCAGCAGCUUUGUAUCCCCAAACAGCCUCUUCACAACACGGUCCUCUUUAUCACAAUCACAGCCUCGCUGGGCAACCCAUAAUGUGAUGUCUGAUGAUGAAAAUGAUGAUGAUGAAAGUCGACCUCCUGUACUAAGUGAAAGUGUUUGGGCAAAGCAGAAAAGAUUAGCAUUAAGAAGUAUUGUAGAAAAUGAGGCAUCUCAGGCUGGUCCCAGUGGCUUACAGUCAGUCACACCAAGCAAUCGCUCUGUCUUUAUAAGUAACCCUCAGCCUGGUCCUAGUGGAGUUCAGGAUGUGCUGCAGCCCAGCUCAAGCUGCAUCCAGAAUCGAUCUCAUGCUGGGUCUAGUGGCUCAAGGAACCUUCCACAACCUAGUCCAAGUAAUCUGGAUGCCAUGCCUUCCACUAACAAAAUUCCUAAUCAACACCAUGAAUCUGAUUCUUCAGACAGUGAUGAUAGAGACCAUGAGUCAUCUGAAAGUUUACCACAGCUGUGCCCCAGCCUGAGUUCCAGGAUGAGGGGACGAAUGGUUCACCUCAGUGAUGGAGAGGCAGAGGCCCUCAGUGGUCCUACCUCAGGAUGUGAAGCUAGCAGCAGUUUGACAGGCCAUGUGACUCCAUUAAGCUCACCAAGCACACCUGCUGAUAAUUGUAUUGUGUCUUCUUCCACUGGUCAUAUUGAUUCAAUACCUCCCACACCCGCUGAAUUCCAAGGCAAUGAUGUGUCCGGUCCGUGCAGUCCAGUGUCCCCAAGUCUUGCCAGCGCAGCAAUACUGGACUCCACUGUUGACUCCACCAGCGGCAGGGAGAUAAUUAAUACUAAGGGACAGAGUUCGGAUGAUGAAAGUGAUGAAGAUAACUUGGCAGCAUCAGGAAUUGAACUGCCAGUAAUGGUUGAUGCAGCAGAAGAAAUUUCUACCUCAGAAGUUGAUCUGCAACAUAGUGAUGAUAGUCAAGAAGUGGCCUUGCUGGUGAAUCCACAAGGAAUGUUUGCAAGUGGAAGGGCUAGUACCAGUCGUUUUAUAGAGCACCUAUCACUCUCCUUGUCACAUUUUUCUGGUAAUUCAUUAGUUCCAGGUAUAUCUGGCAUUGUGAAUGAGCAUCGCAUUGGUUCCAAUAGCCUUGCACCAUCUGAGCCAGGACCAUAUCUUGAGGAUCCUCUGUCCACUCCAGGACCAAGCAGAGUAGACCUCCCAUGCUCCUCUCAAGCUGGAACCAGUCAAGCUGAUGCACCUGUUCAUCAAAACAGAGAUCAGCCUUCAAUCUCAAGUACACACAAUAUGGCAGAUGCAGUUGAGGUGCUUGACAGUAGUUUACCUUUAUUAGAUAUAGCAUCAGGAUUACCUGAAUGUAGCACAGUCUCUCAUGGUGACCACUUAGAUAAUGAUGCACAAUCACAAGCCCUUGAAGGAGCUGUGGUGAGGAUAGAGAAUGAAUCAAAUGAUAUUGCAGAGAAUCAAGAUGAAAUAGAUCCUCUUGUGUCACUUGCUGAUACUGUAAAUGACUCUGUAAAUACUGACAAUUUGGCAGCAGACUCAGGAAACCAAGAUUUUAAUCAGUUGACUCCAUCAUAUGUACUUGAAUUAGCUGAUGAAAGCUCAGCAGGCAGUGAAGAUGCUCUGAGCUCUGCUUCUUGUGAUAAAGAUGAGCUUGUUAGUGUAAGUACCAAAAAGGGAAGCUACCAGUCUCCAGUAACAAGUCACCAGCCACUGCUUGAAGCUGAGGCUGUGACUGGGGAUUCUUUAGAUAACUCCCUCGGAAUCUCUCUGACAUCUUCACAAUCCAGGAAAGAAUUAGAAUCUGAUGUCUCCUUACCAGGGACAUCACAGGAACAAAGCCUCACGCAGCAGCUGAUAACCUCCCAGGGGAAUCAAGUUUCCCUUCUGGUUGGUGGUAGUGAUGACAGUAGUGAUGGAGCACUUCUGAUGAUGGUGACCUCUCAUCCAAGCUCUCUACAAAACAUAGUUGCCCAUGAAAAAUCUUUGGAGAAAGAAGAAAGUGGCAACCUUCUUCCUUGUCUUGAUGCACCAUCACCUCAGAAUGUUCCGUGCGAUGAGAAGGAGUCUCCUCCAGCCAGUGUAUCCUCUAUAGAAACCAUUUCCACAAAACAGAAUGUGAUCGCUACUACUGCUGGUCACAAAGAUGUGGAAGUAGAAUUCAUAGGAGCUGAUUUCUGGUGCGGGGAGUGUGGACACAUGUAUGCCCAUGAAUGCCCAACACACCACUUGCAAGACUCAGAGAAGUCAGGCAGAACAAGGGCAUGGAUGUCCAACUCAGCUCGGGAAGUCACCAGCCACAAAGCAUCUGAUGCUGAUGUAGGACGCUGUGUGGACUGUGAGCAGGAGGAUGACCAUGAGUGUCCACAGCAUCAUGUGCAGGCCAUAUCAGACAAGCCUGUGCAGACCAGAGCUUGGGCGUCACUUCCUGGUCAACAUUUGGCCAUUCGUAAAGUUACAGGCACUGAAGAGUUUGGUGUGUUCACUCGAAAAGUCAUUCCAAAGCGGACUCGUUUUGGGCCCUUGGAAGGCAUCAUGAUGGACGACCCCAGUGACAUUCUGCCCUCUCCUGGCCUCAUCUACUCUGUUCUGAUAGGAGAAGAUACAUUUUUUCUGGAUAUCUCUGAUGAAGGCUCCUCUAAUUGGAUGAGAUUUGUGAGGAAAGCAACAAGUUACCUAGAGCAGAACUGUGUGGUGAUGCAGAUUGAAGGUUCUUUGGUGUUCCUCACCAGUACCGACAUUCUUCCUCGCACAGAACUCAGAGUCGGAUACUCCAAGCAGUAUGCCAGCCAAAGGAACCUGCACUCACUAGAGCCAACACAGCAGGAAAUAUCAGUGCUGGAGUCAAUGAGGAAGUCUUGGCCAUGCUAUGAGUGUGAUGAAGGAUUUGAGUCUUCCGCUGAGCUGCAGCAACACCUCACCUGUCAUGAUGUGGUUGCUGGAGAUGAGGAACGUAAAAAGCGCAAGAGGCUAAAAUCUCGUCGGCCACGUGCCAAUGGUGAUGCUGAGACAUCCUCCAAGAAGAUGGUCAAGAGGAUAAAGAUGUCUGGAGAAGAGGCUUCAUCUGCUGGUUCAUCUCAGAUUGGAAGAGUCGGUCUUCAAGCAAAUGGAGAGGAGGGUCCCCUGCAUCACAUAUGCAAGAUAUGCAAUCGUGCUUUCACCAAAGCAGAAGUCUUGAAAAUUCAUGUAAUUAGUCAUCAAACUGUGGAAAUUAAAGAAGAGGAUGAUGGAAUAAGUUUGAAGCAAGAAAACAAGACAUGCCCUCAGUGUUUCAAGAACUUUGAUAGUGAGAUGGAACUGUCCUUUCAUGUGGAAGAACACAGCUUGUGUUUGCCAUUGUCCACCAAACCAUACAAAUGUGAAUUCUGCUAUAAAUCAUUUCUGCGGCAAGACAGCUUACAGGCCCACUCAGCUGUCCACAGUAAUGAAGCAGAGAAGCCCUUCCGGUGCAAUAUGUGUCUGAGGCGCUUCUGCAAUAACUCUGCUCUCAAGACUCAUGUCAAAUUCCACAUUGAAGGCAGUAAAGGCUAUGACUGCCCCAUUUGCAGGGAAGGGUUCUUCUCUGUGGCCAGUCUGAAGGCCCAUGUCUCCACUCACUGUGUCAAUGAGCAGUAUAAGUGUCCCACCUGCAACAAGGAUUUUCCUACAUAUAGUAAAAUUCGACGCCACAUAAGAUCGUACCAUGCCAUCUCGCCUCACACGUGCUCCAUAUGCAGCAAGCAGAUGCCCUCCACUGACAAAUUAAAAAUCCACAUGUUAAGUCACUCAGAUCGGAGGGAUUACCUAUGCCAAGACUGUGGAAAAAGAUUUAAGCGGAAAGACAAGAUGCGAGAACACUCCAAGCGCAUGCACUCCUCUGAUCGUGAUGCUCGGGCUUCCAAGGUUGCUGCCAAGGCACCUCCAAAGUUUGUCCCAAAGGUAGACCCAACAGACUACAUGCAGUUUGAGUACAAGUGUCAUACCUGCCUUCUGGGAUUCAAGAGGAGAGGAAUGCUUGUGAAUCACUUAGCCAAACGUCAUCCAAACGUUGACAUGACUAGUGUACCAGAGCUCAACCAGCCAAUCCUCAAGGCCACACGCUGCUACUACUGCCAGUAUUGUGAGAAGAUGUAUCGUAGCAGCAGCAAACGCAAGUUACACAUCUUAAAGUAUCACCCAGGAGAGGAGCUUCCCCCAUCCUCCACGUCACAUAAAGAGAGUACAAGUGGAGAGGAUUCCACUUACUCACAAACUGUUGGUGCUAUUACUACUUACCCACAUCCUUGUAAGUGGUGUUACCGCCAGUAUGCCUCCAGAGCACGAUUAUUGCGGCAUCAGCGCCACCAACACCCAGAUGUUAUUACUGAUAGUCCCUUCAUGAAGGAAUAUGGGAAGGACACAGCUGAGCCAGAAGUAGGUGACAUAGAUCCUCUUCUUGAUGAUUCUGCUGGUAUGUCAGGUGAACUUCCCCUCAGAGAUCAAAUUGUAGAGGGCAACUUAAUGCGAAAUCCUCGGGUAGGUAAUAUGUCAAGAGGGGAGCCUAGCACUUCAGGAGUUCAGGGUCCUGAGGAUGACCUCCUAACUCAGGCCAUGGGAGAAAUAACGCCUUUAGGAAAUGGAGACCAGUAUGUGCGAUUGAUUGGAGCUGGAGCAGAAGGCCAACCAGUAAUGCUAGGGGCAACACAAGCUAAUCGUUCACUCUUGAUGAACAAUGAUGGUGGACAGCAAGGAGCCACUUUAGCUUUGGUCACCACAGACAAUGCAGAUACUGUCACUUUGUCUCUUCCUGCUGGACAGUUCAUUUCUCUUAUUCCUGGCUUGUCUGUGUCUGGGGCUGCUUCAGUGGUAACCCCAGAUGCAAGGGCAGCCUCCAGUGGUAGAGAAUCAGCACGCAUGGAAGGUGUUGAAGCUCAGGAAGAUAACAGGGCAGCCAGUCAGGAGCUUCAGAGAGAGAUCCUGUCCACAAUAAGAAUGGGUCCCAGUCUCAGCAAGGAGGAAUCAGUUGAACAAGUGGUACUGACAGCCCACCAGUCACCUUCUCUUUCAAACUCAGUGGUAUGGCAACAAGCACUCUCUUUCACUAAUACAACUACUUAAUUGUGGCAGCUCAUCUCUGACCUCCAGGUACCAAACACCAAAUAUGCCUUUUUCUAGCAUGUUAGUCUCACCAUUGGUUUAUAAGUAUUAGUUAUGGUGAUACUAAACAUUCCAGUUGUUGUGCACUUACCAAUACCAUAAUGCCUUAGACUGUUCAAUACAAAUGUGAUGAAUCAAUAGAUUCAUUUACCUGAUGAGAGCUGAUAUAUAUAAAUAUACUUUUUUUCUUUUAAUACUGAGGCUUGCUUUAAUUUCUAGUCUUGUUUAAAAUAAGUAAAAUUAUGCAUUAAUUAUGGUCCUGAAGCUCAAUUUAUAAUUUAUAUGUUGAAGAACUUGUGUAUUUCUAUUUUUGAAUCAAAGUAAUAAACAAAACAUAUCUC
Messenger RNA from Portunus trituberculatus (swimming crab), 6028 nucleotides. RefSeq lists its product as uncharacterized. The transcript has 23 exons. Gene Ontology annotation, cellular component: nucleus. Gene Ontology annotation, molecular function: DNA-binding transcription factor activity, RNA polymerase II-specific; RNA polymerase II transcription regulatory region sequence-specific DNA binding; protein binding. Gene Ontology annotation, biological process: regulation of transcription by RNA polymerase II. The record is from RefSeq and is a predicted model, not a curated record. NCBI's taxonomy places the organism in Eukaryota, Metazoa, Arthropoda, Malacostraca, Decapoda, Portunidae. Bases 114 to 5648 code for a protein of 1844 amino acids.